AUGGGAAACCCUCCCCCUACCCUGUACCAGCCGGAGCUGUGGUCGGACCACUUUAACGACUUCAUCUGCAAAUGUCUGAUCAAGGACUUUGAGCUGAGGCCUAACGUUCUAGACCUGCUCCAGCAUGUGUUCAUCAGACAGAUUGUAGGCCGAGAGAGGAUCCUGCAGAAACAGCUGAUGGAACUCAUAGACCUCAACCAGCAGAUAGGAACCACUGGGAAGACAAGGCAUGAACGCAUCCACACCAAGAAAGGUGGUCAAAUUAUGUCAUCAAGCCCCACCCCCGACGAAGUGGAUGACCUUGUCACCCUGGAAGUACUUGAUGAGAAUUCAGUCACAGAGCAGCUUCAGAGGCGCUAUGCCAAGGACCAGAUCUAUACCUACGUUGGAGACAUCCUCAUUGCAGUUAACCCAUUUCACAAGAUGGAGCUGUAUAGCCCACAGUACACAAAGAUGUACAUAGGAGCGAAACGCACCGCGAACCCGCCACACAUCUUUGCUGUCGCUGACAUAGCCUACCAGUCCAUGGUGUCAUACAACGCAGACCAGUGCAUUGUAAUCAGUGGAGAGAGUGGCGCAGGAAAGACAGAGAGCGCCCAUCUAUUGGUCGAGCAGCUCACGGUGCUUGGAAAGGCCAAUAAUCGAUCACUCCAAGAGAAGAUCCUAUUGGUCAAUAACUUGGUGGAGGCAUUUGGGAACGCAUGCACCGCCAUCAACGACAACUCCAGCCGCUUCGGGAAAUACCUGGAGAUGAAGUUUACCUGCGGGGGGACCGUUGUCGGAGCGCAAAUCUCAGAAUACCUCCUGGAGAAAUCCCGCGUCGUCCAUCAGGCCAUAGGUGAGAAGAACUUCCACAUAUUCUACUACAUCUACGCUGGUUUAGCUGAGCGGAAGAAACUUGCCCACUACAAGCUAUCAGACAGCAAAACCCCAAAGUAUCUGUUCAACGAGCACAUUAAAUUGGGCCCUGACAUAGUGAACAACACCUUCUACAAGGAGCAGUUUGACUCGGUGGAACAGUGUUUCAAAGUCAUCGGCUUUACCCUGGAGGAGCUGGGCAGUGUGUACAGUGUUCUGGCUGCUAUCCUAAACUCAGGCGACAUUGAGUUUACCUCUGUGGCCUCCGAGCACCAAACCGACAAAAGCAACAUCUCCAACAUAGCAGUUCUGGAGAAUGCGGCGUCGCUGCUGUGUAUCCGUCCAGACGAGCUCCAGGAGGCCCUGACGUCCCACUGUGUAGUGGCCCGGGGCGAGACUAUCGUCAGGCCCAACACGGUGGACAAGGCCACGGAGGUGAGGGAUGCCAUGGGCAAGGCCUUAUACGGCAGACUCUUCAGCUGGAUCGUCAACCGCAUCAACACCCUGCUCCGACCCGACACACACCUAGGAGAGGAUGACAAGGGCCUGAACAUUGGCAUCCUGGACAUCUUUGGCUUUGAGAACUUCAAGAGGAACUCGUUUGAGCAGCUCUGCAUCAACAUCGCCAACGAACAGAUCCAGUUCUACUUCAACCAACACAUAUUCGCCUGGGAGCAGGACGAGUACCUGAAUGAGGAUGUGGACGCCAGGGUGAUUGAGUAUGAGGACAACCGUCCUCUCCUGGACCUGUUUCUGCAGAAGCCCAUGGGCAUGCUGUCACUGCUGGACGAGGAGAGCCGUUUUCCCCAAGCCACUGACCAAACCCUUGUGAUCUACAACGCUGCAGGCUUCCUCUCUAAGAACAGAGAUACGCUGCCGGCAGACAUUGUUCUUCUGCUGAGGUCGUCAGAAAACCAGCUGAUUCGCAAACUGGUCACCCACCCGCUCACCAAAACAGGUAAUUUGGCCCACACAAAGGGUAAAGGAAUGAACACACUCAUGAGCAUGCCUCGCACCCCAGCACACCCUCACCGCACCAUGAACUUUGCCAAGGGUGAUACUGGAACUGGAGAGACCACCCACCAUCCUAGAGAGUCCACCAACAUGAGAACACAGACAGUAGCCUCCUACUUCAGAUAUUCCCUAAUGGACCUGCUGUCCAAGAUGGUGGCGGGACAGCCCCACUUUGUGCGCUGCAUCAAGCCAAACAAUGACCGGCAAGCCAGUAAGUUUGACCGGGAGAAGGUGCUGGUGCAGCUGCGUUACACGGGCGUCCUGGAGACAGCUAAGAUCCGCCGGCAGGGCUACUCUCACCGCAUCCUCUACACCAACUUCGUCAACAGGUACUACAUACUGGCUUUCCAAGCACACAAAGAGCCAGAUGUGAGCCCAGAGACUUGUGCAGCUAUAUUGGAAAAAGCCAAACUGGAAAAUUGGGUCCUGGGCAAAACGAAAGUGUUUCUGAAGUACUACCAUGUGGAGACCCUAAACCUGAUGGUGAGGCAGACCAUAGACCGCAUCGUUCUGGUCCAGGCCUACGUCCGGGGCUGGCUGGGGGCCAAACGUUACCGCAAAAUACUGGAGAAGAGAGCACAGAGCGCUGUGGCCAUACAAUCAGUUUGCCGAGGUCACCUCGCCAAGAGGAAGUACAAGGAGUUGGUGGAGGAAAAAAAUAAAGCAGCAGCCAAGAUUCAGGCCCAUUACAGGGGACACCGGGAGAGGAAGAGUUUCAAAAAGAAAAGGGAUGCCAUUGAGAAAGACAGGGUAGAGAAAGAGAGGAUCGAAGCUGCCAAACUGGAGGAGGAAGAGAUGGCCAAAUCUGCCGUGGUCCUCCAGAGUAAUUACAGAGGCUAUAAGGAGAGAAAGAAACUCAGGGAGCGCCACAAGACACUGUCCGGAGACGAUUUGAGACUAAGGUCACCCUCACCUGUGGAGUUGGAGUCUGCUAUUAUCGAGGAGGAUGAAGAGGAGGAGCAGGAGUUUGCAGUAGAAAAGGAAGAGGAGAAUGGGUUGACCGAAGUUGCGGAGGAGGAGGAAGAGGAUGAAGACACGGCCAAGGCGGAAGAGGACGACGACGAUGAGCACACUGAAGUGGGUGAAGAGCUGGUGGACGAGGAAGACACAGAAAUUGACGAGCAACAGAAUGCAGAGCGAGCAGAAGGGGAGGAGGUUAACCCGGAACAGGAAGCUAAGGCAGCAACAGUUCUCCAGAGCAACUUCAGGGGCCACAAAGAGAGGAAGAGGCUGGUUGAAGAAGGCAAGAUCCCAGCAAGGAAACAGAGAGUGAUGAGCCCAACUGAAGACGAGACUGCAAAGGUAGAAGGUAUGUCAAAACCAGAAGGAAUGUCAAAGGUUCCAGAGACAGCAGCCGUGUCUGCAGGAGUGGAAGAGAAGGAGGAAGUAGAUGAGGCCAAGGCAGCAACAGUCAUCCAAAGUAACUUCCGUGGCCACAAGGAGCGCAAACGCCUGCAGGAGGAAGGAAAAAUCCCCAAGAAAAACAAGGCCAAAGAGGCCAAAGAACAACCCAAACAAGAACUAGUCCAGCCACAGGAGCCAACGCUAGAACCCCAACCAGAGCCGUCCACCGCAAGCCAGUCGGAGCCAGACGAGGAAAAAGCUGCCACCGUUCUGCAGAGCAAUUUCAGAGGACACCGGGAUAGAAAGAAAUUCAAGGAGGAGAGAGAACGGGUCAAAAGGAGCAAGGAGGAACCCAUGGUUGAGGAACAGGAGGAAGGAUUGAAGGUUGAGGACAGGGUUGUGGACCUCACCGAUGUAGAGCUGGUUCGCAUAGAGGAGACAGAGUCUCAGGGAGGCGAUAGGUAUGACGAGGAGCAGGCAGCGGUGAAGAUCCAGAGCCAGUUCAGGGGCUACAAGGACAGGAAGAACCUGAAGGCCACCAAGGCCACAGCCCAGAGAGAUACGGAGGAACUGGAGGUCUUUUCUAAAGAGGUCACGACGUCUUCCCAGAACUACAUGAGCCUCCAGCAGAAGCUGAACGAGAUCAUCCUGGCCCACCAGAUAAACCCAGCCAAUAACGGCAUGUUUGUCAAAGGGCAGGCAGUCAAUGGCUUUGCUGCCAUCCAUCAGCAAUCAGUCGAUCUGAAAGUGUGUCGGACGCCUCGCAGAACCCAGCAGCCAAAGACGCUCAACACCCCUGAGGACUCUACCUACUACAACCUCAUCCAUAGGUCUGUCCAGGAUGACAAACGCAGGCCACGGAAACAAGGUCCUGGGAAGCUGCUGGACGUAGAUGACCAGUACUACCAGGGCCUCCCCACCAGUAAGUCCACCGGUGCCAUAGCCGGAGACAGACGCACCUCUCUCACCAGACGAGCAUCUCUCGAGAGGAGGCAGUCUAUCGAACAGAGGCGCUCUAUAGAGAGGAGACAGUCUUCUGACAGGAGGCAGCACUCCGUUCCCAGACUGCCCUCUGCAGAGGGCCAGGACGACAACCCUUAUGACUACAGAAAGAUCCUGAGAAAGACCUCCCAGAGAAGAAGGCUCAUCAAACAGUACAGAGACUGA
Molecule: messenger RNA, 4383 nt
Organism: Oncorhynchus masou masou (cherry salmon)
Lineage: Eukaryota; Metazoa; Chordata; Actinopteri; Salmoniformes; Salmonidae
Gene: myo3a
Product: myosin IIIA
Exons: 27
Coding region: 1-4383 (1460 amino acids)
Biological process (GO): positive regulation of filopodium assembly; sensory perception of sound; regulation of actin filament length
Cellular component (GO): photoreceptor inner segment; stereocilium tip; myosin complex
Molecular function (GO): microfilament motor activity; ATP binding; protein binding
Source: RefSeq, a predicted model, not a curated record